AUGGAGAGUUUGGACCUGGUGGUGGUUGGCGCCGGCUGGAACGGGCUCGCCGCAGUCAAGACCUAUCUUGACCUCAACCCGGACAGCAAGGUCUGUCUUCCAGACUCGGCCAGCUCCAUCGGCGGGGUGUGGGCCAAACAUCGUCACUACAAAGGCCUCAAAUCGAAUAACUUGUUGGGUACCUACGAGUUCAGCGAUUUCCCCAUGAACGAAGCCAGCUUUGGCCGAUAUUUGGAGGCAUACGCCGACAAGUUCGGUUUCGCCGACCGUAUUCGGCUCGAUCACACCGUGGAGAGCGCCGAACACAAGCUGGACGGAACAUGGCAGUUGAUCGUGUCGCACAAACAAAACUCCGUGACCAUCGACACCCGCAAGUUAAUCAUAGCCACGGGGAUCACUUCGCAGGCCUAUUUGCCCGACUUUACAGGACAAGAGAUCUUUGGUGUUCCUCUGAUUCACUGUCGCGACAUGCUCCAGCAUGAAGCUGAGGUCUUCCAGCCCGGGAGACGAGUCACAGUGUUUGGCGGAACGAAAUCCGCGUGGGAUGCGGCCUAUGUCUGUGCAACGUCCGGUAUGAAAGUGGACUGGAUCAUUCGCGAAUCCGGCCACGGUCCUUGUUGGAUGGCACCCGCAUAUGUCACGCCGCUGAAGAAGUGGCUAGAGAAGCUGGUGACGACGCGACUCUUGACGUGGUUCAGCCCUUGUGUCUGGGGUGACGCCGAUGGUUUCGGGCGUGUGCGCAGCUUUCUCCAUGAGACUUGGCUGGGACGCAAGAUUGUCGACGCCUUUUGGGCCGUGUUGACCGACGAUCUCGUGCAAUUGAACGGCUAUGACAAGAACCCGGAAACACAGAAGCUGAAACCAUGGGUGAGUCCAUUCUGGAUCGCCUCGUCGCUCAGCAUCCUCAAUUAUCCUACCGACUUCUUCGAUCUGAUCAAGAAUGGCACGAUCAAGGUGCACAUCGCCGAGAUCGACCAUCUCUCCGACCGUACGGUGCAUCUAUCCAGUGGCGAGACACUCCCAACCACAGCUUUAAUCUGCUCGACGGGCUGGCGUUGCACCCCUAACUUGAAGUUUCUCCCAGAAGGCAUUGAUCGCGAGAUGGGAUUCCCCUGGAGUGCAGACCCUGUGGAUGAGGACAUGAUCAAGGCCGCGGACGAGGAAAUUCUCCGACGAUUCCCUCGUCUGCGCAAUGGGCCUCCUGCCAACCCCAAGUACCAACCACUCAGUCGACAGUCAGAGGCAGCUGCUCCACAUCCAUUCCGGAUGACUCGAUUCAUGGUUCCGCUUUCAUUCGUCAAAGAGCGAUCUCUGGCUUUUAUGGGAAUCACCAUGACCAUCAACACGAACUUGAUUGCUCAAGUCCAGGCACUGUGGAUUUCUGCCUACUUUGGGAAUCAGCUCACCCCCACAGCGACUGAGCGUUGUCCGUCCGCCAUACGCGGAGCUUCGGGUUUCAAGAUGGAGGACGACUCUGAGCUGGAUCUGGCGUGGGAAACAACUCUUCACACAGAGUUUGGCCGAUUUCGGUAUCCAGGAGGCUACGGCCAUCGCAACCCAGACUUUGUGUUUGACGCCAUUCCAUAUAUCGAUCUAAUGUUACGCGAUUUAGGUCUGGCUACGGAGCGUAAGCGCGGUCUUCUUGCACAGUGCGUCUACCCUUAUGGCACGGAGGAUUAUCAAGGACUGGUUGAAGAAUGGAAAGCGAAGCAGAAGAGUCAGCAGUGA
Penicillium maclennaniae is the source of this 1728-nucleotide messenger RNA. RefSeq lists its product as uncharacterized. Lineage: Eukaryota; Fungi; Ascomycota; Eurotiomycetes; Eurotiales; Aspergillaceae. The record is from RefSeq and is a predicted model, not a curated record. The transcript is spliced from 3 exons. Bases 1 to 1728 code for a protein of 575 amino acids.